GACAAACGCCCUGCUCUAAAACUACUACAAGCUCGUAUAUAAUUCCCUUUCUUCCUAACUACAAUGGCCCCGUCAGCCCUGUCCAUGUCGCAGAUUAUUGCGAGCGACGCGCCCCUCCUUUCUCCGGUGUCGUCCGAGUCGUCCUGGGGACAACAUUACUCGCCGACGGCAGCGUCGUUCGACGCCAGUUUCGCAUACUCGUAUCCGAUGUCGGUGCCGCCGUCGCCGCCAGUGUCGAUGGACUCACCGCUGCCCCCGCAGAACGUUCUCAAGAAGUCGCGGUACGCGUCGCCGGACUCGGUUGACGGCUCAGAGGUCUGCGUUGCGACCCACCAGGUUUUCGACUUUUCCCCCGAGCAGCACAUGUACACCCAGCCGUCGACGCCGUACGACGCGCAGUCGGAGACGUGCUCGCCGCCACCCCAGUCGCGGCCGACUGCGGCCAAGCGCGGGCCCUCUGAACAGCCCUCGUCCGAACCCAAGAAACGCGCGUCCGCCUCGAGGGUCAGUGUCAAGGAUUUCGUGCCACCCGAUGUGUCUGGCCUGAGCAAGCGCGAGGCGAGGUUGGUCAAGAACAGGGCGGCGGCGUUUCUGAGCAGGCAGCGGAAGAGAGAGGAGUUUGAGAACAUGGAAGUACGCGUCGCCGAGCUCGAGCAAGAGAACGCCCGCCUUCUUGCUAUUGCGAAUGGCUCUGCCCCUCCGGCCAGUUCAUCCGACGCCACCUCGCUCCUAUCUGAAAUUGAGACGUUGCGGGCGAAGCUGGCAGAGUCGGAGCGCCGCGAACAAGAGCUCGCCUCGAAGCUCUCGACGUCGGUCAAGUCGGAGUCUCAAUCGACGUUCAUUAAACCCGAACCACGCUCGCCAUCUCUUCACCAUCGGUCCGCGAGUAGCGGCGGCACCAGCGCGAGCAUUGGACUUGUCGUUCUCCUCUGCGCCCUCCCGACGCUGCUGGGUCUCCCCGCGCACCAUCACCAAUCCCAUUCAUCACUCCCGACCACGUACCCCUUCCCCGCCUUCUCACCCAGCGGCGAAUAUCUCACAUUCAGUGACUACGGUUCCUCGGGAAGCAUGCCCGGUGAUUUCGAGUACCAGCUCUCUUGGCGGGACCCUUCAACUGGCAUGAACGUCGAUCUGGACAGUCCUUCACUUUCGGCCCCCGGCAAGCUCGAGUUCCCUGUGCAGGGACCGAAUGGCGCCGGUGCUCUGGAUGUCUCUUUCGAGUCGGUACCCUCGUCGGAUGGGAAGAUUCGGGUGCGGAUCAACCCUUCGGCUGGCGCGUCCUCGACUGGCCAGACGUUAUCCGUGGACUCGUCGAGUUUCUCUUCGGCGCCGUCUUCUUCGCUCGUACCCUUCUCCAACGACCUGCACUCGAAUGUGUUCCUGUCACCUGACUCGGACAUGCUCGGCUCAAGUAGUUUCGGGAUGGGUAUGGAUAUGGAGAGCCCGCUGCAUCUCAUGGACGGGGACUCGGGUCUGGGCGGCUUGGGCUUGUCGGCGGGGAUGGGUCUGGGUGCCGCCUCAGCGGGGAAGAAGAAGCGGGUGCGGAUCACGCUCAUGAGCGGCGGCGAGGGGGGGCAGGGCGAGUGGGAGGUGGAGGUGUGUUGACCGGUUCGAUGACCGACAUUCGACUUCAUCAAGGGGAUUCGUGCUGGCCAUCCUCGAACAUUCGACAAACAUCCAUGCAUUUCGAGUAAAACGGACAACAACAUAUGUGUACGAUAAUCUAAUACCGCACCGCACCAUCACCCAGAUAUCCCCUUCUCAUUGAUAUCAUAAUGUCUCGUUAGUAUACUCAGUCAACAAUCGCUCUCCGUGUCCUUGCUGUCGUUCAAUUUCAUUGUGUCUGUUCGUUCUAAGUCUCUUUAUGUUUAUAUUUUAUUGUCUUCCUUUGAUUGCCCAUUGCAGUAGUGCGUACGUUUCUAUGUCCAUUCGUUCUUUGUCCCCCUUACGUUGUUGGUUGAGUAUCCUACUUCUUCGGUGUAUAGUCUUCCGGAUCCGUUGUUUCUUAUGCUGCACAUUGCGGGAGGAGGGCAAAAGUAGGGUAAAUGAUAUGGUCAACUCUAUAGGGCCUUCGGUCGUUGUAACAUGUUGAAUAAGAUAGAAUCUGAAUAAAGACUGGAUAUCCGCU
This is a messenger RNA of Gloeophyllum trabeum ATCC 11539, 2128 nucleotides long. RefSeq lists its product as uncharacterized. Lineage: Eukaryota; Fungi; Basidiomycota; Agaricomycetes; Gloeophyllales; Gloeophyllaceae. The transcript has 2 exons. Gene Ontology annotation, molecular function: DNA-binding transcription factor activity. The record is from RefSeq and is a predicted model, not a curated record. Gene Ontology annotation, biological process: regulation of DNA-templated transcription. The coding region runs from base 64 to 1605 and encodes 513 amino acids.